This is a messenger RNA of Alligator mississippiensis (American alligator), 1290 nucleotides long. RefSeq lists its product as uncharacterized. Lineage: Eukaryota; Metazoa; Chordata; Crocodylia; Alligatoridae. The record is from RefSeq and is a predicted model, not a curated record. Gene Ontology annotation, cellular component: cytoplasm. Bases 412 to 1290 code for a protein of 292 amino acids. The transcript has 10 exons.
AAUGUGUUUGUAGGGGAAGGGGCAGUGCAUGACGGUGUAUUCCAACAAGUCUCCUAAUACAUGGCAGUGUCCCCUUCCAGGUACAAGACACAUCCACCUCGCUGCAUUGACUGAGGUGCCCAGCAGCUGCAGAGACUCCUGAGAGGCGGGACCCCUUGAGGCCAAGGACCACAGAAGAAGGCGAGGAACCCAGCCAGAGGGACUGCGAGACCCUACCUAGCAGUCCGCCAGCCCUCCAGGGCAAAUACAAUCCUGCCCUUCUACAGGGCAGAGCAAGAGCAGAGGGAGGACUACACCUACCUGGAGGAACCCGCCCUCUCAGUCAUCCUAUGGCACCUCCAGAGCACGGACCAGACUGUGAAGGAGGGGCUCACUUUCCUCCGUGCCGUCCCCACUCUGUGCCUGGCUACAAUGGAGAGGGGCGAGGACACCCUGGAGCCGCCCUGCUGCAAAGCGGCACUUGUGGAGAGGAUUGUGGUGCUGAUUGACAAGCUGUCGCAGUGCAAAGAAGAGCCCAGCACCAUCCUUCCCUACAGCAUGGCUGCUGUUUUCAUCCUCAGCAAACUGAAGCCAGCCCUGGAAUCGCGCCUCCUCUACACCGCCCUCCACAAGACCUUCCUGAUGGCCACAGGGCACAACAGCCAGCACAUCCAGGGCAUGCAGUGGAUCAGCGUGGAGUACCUGGAGGCCACGCUGAGGUGCCUGCUGGCACCUGCACCCAGCUUGGCCAGGCUGCAGUUCAUCGGGCAGCACUUGACCUUAUGGCUCCAGCUGGAAGAUGAGAGGGACAGAGCCACAGCCAUCAAGAUCACCACCAGCCUGCUUUGCUUUGCAGUUUCCCUCCUCCCACAGUUUGAGGACUCACCCAAGGUGCCCCAGGUGGGUGACCUGGUGGCCCUGCUGGGUCUGUGCAUCAGCGACCCAGUGGAGGAGAUCAGCCGCCAGGCCAAGGAGGGCCUCUCCCACCUCUACAAGAUCUUGAUGCACCAGAAGGGGCAAGACAUCCAAGAGGCACAGGAGCUGUGGCCCAUCAGCCAGCACCAGAACCAGCCCCGCCGAAUCCUCCUCUACAUCCAUCUGGCAACAAUGGGAGAGGCCUUCAGGAAGAUCCUCUCCGAAGACCAGAGGAGAGUGUUUGCAGAGAGGGCGCUUCUGGGGAUCCACCACAUCACGCUACACGUGAGCCAGGCCGGGGUGGUUCUUCUCUAUGCCAUCCUGGGGCAAGCUGGCCACCUGGCGGGGGCAGAGGUGAGCAGCAUGGUUGGAUUCAGGAGAUUCAAAGAUUCAUAG